CGGUCCAAUUUGUGAAGCGACAGAGCUCGCUCACAUUCAGCGUUUCAACAGCAUCUUCGUUCUUGCGCGUUCUGGGGAGAUUUGGCGUUCAGUUCCGCGCGCUGAUGCUGGAACGUGUUUAUGAGGGCGGAAAUUUUGGUGUUCAUCAACAGCAUGAAUGCUAACACUAAAUAAAUGGUUACCGGUCACGGGAAGUGGGGGAAAGCUACUUUGGUGACGGUCACCGGCGCUUAAAAUCUCUAAACGGGUGAAGAGAGAAACGCAACGCGGAGUUUUAUGCGUUCAGUUUGACAGGUGGACAGAUGCCGCCCGUUCAGAGAACUAUGUCGGAUCUCCGGUCUCGUGCUGAAGGUUAUGAAAAGACAGAAGACACAUCAGAAAAGACUUCUAUAGCAGACCAAGAAGUUUCCAGACUAAUUUUUAUCAAUCAGCCCCAGUUUACCAAGUUCUGCAGUAAUCAUGUCAGCACUGCAAAGUACAAUGUCCUCACCUUCCUGCCUCGGUUCCUGUAUUCUCAGUUCAGAAGAGCAGCAAAUUCCUUUUUCUUGUUCAUCGCACUUCUGCAGCAAAUCCCUGAUGUUUCACCGACAGGACGGUGGACCACGCUGGUGCCGUUACUCUUCAUCCUGUUGGUGGCAGCAGUGAAGGAGGUUAUAGAAGACCUGAAACGUCACAGUGCUGAUAGUGUUGUUAACAAGAAAGAGACACAAGUAUUGAGGAACGGCGCUUGGGAGAUUGUACACUGGGAGAAGGUUGUGGUUGGCGACAUAGUUAAAGUUAAUGGCAAAGAUUUCAUACCAGCAGAUGUUAUUCUGCUGUCGUCCAGUGAACCUCAAGGAAUGUGCUACAUUGAGACCUCAAAUCUAGAUGGAGAAACAAAUCUCAAGAUCAGACAGGGUCUACAGAUCACUGCGGACAUCAAGGACAUUGACAGUCUAAUGCGUCUCUCUGGACGGAUGGAAUGUGAGACUCCCAACAGACACCUAUAUGAGUUUGUGGGGAAUAUUCGCCUGGAUGGACACAGCACUGUACCACUCGGCCCUGAUCAGAUCUUGCUGAGAGGAGCACAACUCAGGAACACACAGUGGGUCCACGGUAUCGUGGUCUACACAGGACACGACACCAAACUCAUGCAGAACUCCACGUCCCCCCCUCUGAAGCUUUCCAACGUGGAGCGUAUCACCAACUUUCAGAUCCUCGUGCUUUUCGGCUGUCUCUUGGCCAUUUCGUUGGUCUGCUCCAUCGGCCAGACCAUCUGGAAGUACCAGUACGGCAAUGACGCCUGGUACAUGGACCUCAACUCUCCAGAUGGUGGAGCAGCCAACUUUGGCCUGAACUUCCUCACGUUCAUCAUCCUCUUCAACAAUCUGAUUCCCAUCAGUCUUCUGGUGACUCUAGAGGUCAUCAAGUUCGUCCAGGCUUUCUUCAUCAACUGGGACACUGACAUGCUGUAUGAAGCCACCAACACACCAGCUAUGGCCCGGACAUCAAACCUGAAUGAGGAGUUGGGACAGGUGAAGUACAUCUUUUCAGACAAGACAGGCACCCUGACCUGCAAUGUCAUGCAGUUUAAGAAGUGCACAGUUGCAGGCGUGGCCUACGGUCAUGCAGCUGAAGUUGAGGAUGGUAGUUUUGCGGAGGAGGACUGUCACAGCUCUCAGUCUACUGAGGAAGCUGGAUUUAAUGACCCCAGCUUACUGGAAAACCUCCAAAGUAAUCAUCCCACUGCUUCGGUCAUCCAGGAGUUCAUGACCAUGAUGGCUAUCUGUCACACGGCUGUCCCUGAACGCAUCGACAACAAGAUCACCUACCAGGCUGCAUCCCCAGAUGAAGGCGCUCUGGUUCGGGCGGCACAAAACCUGGGCUUCGUGUUCUCUGGGAGAACUCCAGACUGUGUUAUUGUGGAGUCGUGUGGAGAGGAGGAGAAAUACGAAUUGCUGCACGUUUUGGAAUUCACAAGCACCAGGAAGAGGAUGUCAGUCAUCAUGCGCACUCCAUCAGGAAAGAUCCGCCUUUAUUGCAAAGGAGCUGACACAGUGAUCUAUGAGCGAUUAGCAGACAGCUCCAGAUACAAGGACAUCACCCUGAAACACCUGGAACAGUUUGCCACGGAGGGUCUCCGCACAUUGUGUUUCGCUGUGGCGGACAUCUCAGAGUCGACCUAUCAGCAGUGGCUGGAGGUUCAUUAUCGUGCCUCGACGUCUGUCCAAAACAGGGCACUCAAGAUGGAGGAAAGCUAUGAACUGAUUGAAAAGAACUUGCAGCUGCUGGGGGCCACUGCGAUUGAAGACAAACUUCAAGACAAAGUACCUGAAACCAUCGAGACCCUCAUGAAAGCCGACAUUAAGAUCUGGAUCCUGACUGGAGACAAACAGGAGACUGCCGUCAACAUAGGACACUCCUGCAAACUGCUCACAAAGAACAUGGGCCUGCUGGUGAUAAACGAGGACACCCUGGAUGGUACCAGGGAGACCCUCAGCCGUCACUGCAGCAUGCUGGGAGAUGCUCUGCACAAGGAGAACGACUUUGCUCUCAUCAUAGAUGGAAAGACACUGAAGUAUGCCCUCACUUUUGGGGCACGCCAGUAUUUCCUGGACUUGGCUCUUUCCUGCAAGGCUGUGAUAUGCUGCAGGGUUUCACCUCUGCAGAAGUCUGAAGUGGUUGAGAUGGUGAAAAAACAGGUGAAAGUGAUCACACUGGCCAUUGGCGAUGGAGCCAAUGAUGUGGGCAUGAUCCAGACCGCCCAUGUGGGUGUUGGCAUCUCUGGCAAUGAAGGACUGCAGGCUGCCAACUCAUCAGACUACUCUAUUGCGCAGUUCAAGUACUUGAAGAAUCUUCUGUUGGUUCACGGAGCUUGGAAUUACAACCGUGUUGCCAAGUGCAUCCUGUAUUGCUUCUACAAGAACAUUGUGCUUUAUAUUAUUGAGAUCUGGUUUGCAUUUGUGAAUGGCUUCUCCGGUCAGAUUCUAUUCGAGCGCUGGUGCAUCGGCCUGUACAACGUGCUCUUCACUGCUUUGCCUCCACUGACUCUGGGCAUCUUCGAACGCUCCUGCAGAAAAGAAAACAUGCUUAAAUACCCUGAACUCUACAAAACCUCCCAGAAUGCAAUGGGCUUCAACACCAAGGUCUUCUGGGCUCAUUGUCUGAACGGCCUGUUUCACUCAGUCAUCCUCUUCUGGUUUCCUCUCAAGGCCUUCCAGCACGAUACUGUCUUUGGAAACGGAAAGACACCAGACUAUCUCCUCUUAGGCAACAUGGUUUAUACAUUUGUGGUGAUCACAGUGUGUCUGAAGGCUGGGCUGGAGACAUCGUCCUGGACCAUGUUCAGCCACAUUGCCAUCUGGGGCAGCAUUGGAUUGUGGGUAGUCUUCUUUGGCAUCUAUUCCUCACUAUGGCCUCUGAUUCCUCUGGCCCCGGAUAUGUCAGGAGAGGCGGACAUGAUGUUCAGUUCAGGAGUCUUCUGGAUGGGUCUGAUCUUCAUUCCCAUCACCUCUCUGGUGUUUGAUGUGGCCUACAAAGUUAUGAAAAAGGUGUACUUUAAGACCCUGGUUGAUGAGGUGCAGGAGUUGGAGGCACUGUCUAAAGAUCCAGGAGCUGUGGUGCAUGGGAAGAGUUUGACCGAGAGAGCCCAGCUCCUGAAGAACGUCUUUAAGAAGAGCACCGUCAGUCUGUACCGGUCCGACUCCAUGCAGCAGAAUAUACUCCAUGGCUACGCAUUCUCACAGGAUGAGAACGGAGUGCUCUCCCAGUCUGAGGUCAUCAGAGCCUAUGACACCACCAAGCAACGGACCAGUGAGUGGUGAGAUCCGGCUCGCUGGGCCCCGCCCCCUCUCAGCGGUCACUCAACUUUUUGAUGGCUGGCAGAGAGCUGAAGCCUGUCAGUUUAACUUUGGCCAGCCUAGGGCACCCUGGGCAACAACGGAUAUGAAAAACGAAGCACUGUGAGAGAGAGAGAGAGAGAGAGAGAGAGAGAGAGAGAGAGACUAUGUUCAACAGCAGACACAAGCACUGUGCUAGCAUAUUUUUGCCCAGCCUGCGGUCAGUAUGGUUUCUGAUCUGUCAAACAGAGGAGAACAGCAUAAAGAAUUGACUCUCCUCUCUCCUGCACCAUUCCUUCGGCUAUGAGUGUUACAGCCAAAAAUGUGCCGUUGAUGAGGGUGGUGAUAAAAGUGUUGAGAAACAUUUGUGGUAAUGGUCUUUGACUGUGACUUCCUAAUCAUUAAUGGCACAUAAAACCCAUUUGUUUUUAUAUUACAUAUGUAUUUUAUUUAAGUCAGAAAAUGAGACGUAUGCCAGAUAACCAGAAAUUAAGAUCCAAAGAACAUUAUAAAUUCAGUUAAAAACAAUAUUUAGAAAUUAUAAUUAGAUGUUAACCAGAUGUUUUUACACGCCUCAGAUGCGUUCUGCACUAAUUUGAGAACUUUACCCUUGAUUUUUAUUUUAUUAUUUUUCGUGUUAAAUUCUAACGCAUCAACGCCUUUAUGUUUGUUGUUGCAUUCAGCCAUUACUGGAUAUAUAUAUAUAUAUAUA
Messenger RNA from Cyprinus carpio (common carp), 4530 nucleotides. Its product is annotated as phospholipid-transporting ATPase IA-like. The coding region runs from base 303 to 3803 and encodes 1166 amino acids. The transcript is spliced from 38 exons. Gene Ontology annotation, biological process: phospholipid translocation. Gene Ontology annotation, molecular function: ATP binding; ATPase-coupled intramembrane lipid carrier activity; magnesium ion binding. Lineage: Eukaryota; Metazoa; Chordata; Actinopteri; Cypriniformes; Cyprinidae. The record is from RefSeq and is a predicted model, not a curated record. Gene Ontology annotation, cellular component: plasma membrane.